GGGAUGGCGCCGCGGGCCGCUGCCGCCGGGGAGCUGCGGAGCGCGGGGUGACGCGGGGUGUCUGCGGGACCGGAGCAGGAUGUACACUCUGCUGUCCGGGCUCUACAAAUACAUGUUCCAGAGGGAUGAGUACUGCAUCCUGAUCCUCGGGUUGGACAAUGCUGGGAAAACUACCUUCCUUGAACAAACUAAAACCCGAUUUAACAAGAACUACAAAGGGAUGAGUUUGUCCAAAAUCACAACCACUGUAGGCUUAAACAUUGGUACUAUUGAUGUUGGCAAAACUCGGCUGAUGUUCUGGGAUCUUGGAGGACAGGAGGAGCUGCAGUCCCUGUGGGACAAGUAUUAUGCUGAAUCCCACGGCGUGAUCUAUGUGAUUGACUCCACGGAUGAGGAGAGGCUCUCAGAAUCUAAAAGAGCUUUUGAGAAGAUGAUUACCAGUGAAGCUCUGGAGGGGGUUCCCAUUCUGGUGCUGGCCAACAAGCAGGAUGUGGAGACUUGUCUGUCAAUACCUGACAUCAAGACAGCCUUUAGUGACUGCAUUAACAAAAUUGGGAAGAGAGACUGCCUGACACAAGCCUGCUCUGCUCUUACUGGCAAAGGAGUGAACGAGGGGAUUGAAUGGAUGGUGAAGUGUGUGGUGAGGAAUAUCCACCGGCCCCCGCGGAAGAAGGACAUCACGUAAGGAAUUCCAGCUCAGCCAAGGAACGGACAGUCUGUUUCCACACAGCUUUGUGUUCUUUUUAAAGAAGGUGGUCCACUGGAUUCCUAUUACACCUGAUUCUUUCCUAAGUUUGGAGACAAACAUUCUCUUUCUGUGUCUAAAAACCUGGAGCAAAGGAUUCCAAAUGGAUGGGGGGUGGGAGUCUCUUACACUAAGUAUUAAGUUGGCCUGAGCGCCUGGCUGCAGUGGCAAUCUGCACUCUGCUGCAGAGGCCAGGGAUGGCCUUUCCUGCUGUGUUACUUUGUGAUUCUUCAUUUGCUAGUCAGGCCAGAGGCCAGUGCCAUGAAGGAGCUCCUGGAGGAACUGCUGCAGGAACUGUGCAGGUGAGGAUGAAAAGGGAGGGAGAGCCUGGGCAGUGGCUGUCCCUUCUAAAUGAGAAGACACUUUGCUGCUCCAGCCCCAUGGUCACUGUAGGUGGUGUUACUGGCCCUGUUAUGCUGCUGUUUAUAUAAUGGGGAGAGACAGUGUUGAUUAUAACUCGAUUUUUCAGUUGGGAUAUUGGUUUGUAACUUGUACCUGUGGCAAAGGCAGCAGCUGCUGGGUGGCACACUGUUGGAAAGGGGUAGUUUGACUAGGCCCUGAGCUCCAGCAGCACUGCCCUGCUCUGCCUGCUAGUCUCUGCUGUGCAUCCUCUUUAAUCCUAAGAGUAAUUGGCAUCUUCUGUAACCACAAGGAACCCAGGCCCCCUCUGUGACCUUUCUAGGCUGAAUGCUGAACCUCCAGGCAGGGAGAAGUCAGCAUGCAAUAAAGCUUCCUACUUCUUUGAA
Molecule: messenger RNA, 1491 nt
Organism: Apus apus (common swift)
Lineage: Eukaryota; Metazoa; Chordata; Aves; Apodiformes; Apodidae
Gene: ARFRP1
Product: ADP ribosylation factor related protein 1
Exons: 8
Coding region: 80-685 (201 amino acids)
Biological process (GO): protein localization to organelle; intracellular protein transport; Golgi to plasma membrane protein transport
Cellular component (GO): Golgi apparatus
Molecular function (GO): GTPase activity; GTP binding
Source: RefSeq, a predicted model, not a curated record